AUGCAAACCGCUUCGACAACACAGAUCUGCUUGAGGCCGUGGUUCCGCUUCGGCUUGGCGAGCUCUGCAGCUUUGGUCCUUAGCUCUCUUGUCUUCUUUGUCGUCUGGCAGGGGAGAUCGAGUUCCGGAAGGAUGGAGCCGCGCAUCCUGGAGCCCGUAGAAGAGGCAAGCGACCGCCGACUUGGACCAGAGGGCAGCGACGAGUUUCUGAGCCUGGGGCUUAGCACCGUAUGCCGCUCCAGUCUGAGGAACAUCACGGAGAUCGUGCCAUCGCAAGGCAUGGUGAAGACAAAUCUGCCGCGGCAAAGCUGCGAGGACCUUUGCAUCAAGGACGGCCGUUGCCGAGGCUACGAAUAUCGCUACGGAGAGCGGCGUUGCGAACUUUGGCAUGAAUCCAUCCUGGCACACCUGAAUGUCUUUCACAACCGAACGGUCUCGGGACCACCGGACUUCGUCUGCGUGGUGCGGCAGCCCACCUGUCGAGAACUUCGCGGCCAUAAGUCUCUGAAGAACGAAGAGGUGAACAGCCUGAGCUUCUACCUCAUGGAGUUCUGCGACACUGGUCCUACACCCGAGCUGUACGGCCCCUGCUCCAAACGCUAUGCCGAGGACAUCAUACAGACAAGCCAGCGGCUAUGCGAUGCAGUGAGACAUGUUUGUGGCACUGCUACCUGCUAG
Symbiodinium sp. CCMP2456 is the source of this 678-nucleotide messenger RNA. Lineage: Eukaryota; Dinophyceae; Suessiales; Symbiodiniaceae. The record is from the annotation of a GenBank genome assembly.